UUCCGUCAAACAAAAGAAGCAAAACGCUCCUAGAUGGUGGUGGAGGAAGAAAAUUUUCGUUUUAUAGGAAAAUACCUUGCCCGUGCAUACCGAAGUAAUUAGGUUUUAGUUUUGGAGCCAGCUCUCCCCUCCCACCUCUGUUUCUGUGUGCUCUUGAGUGUGUUGCCCAGAGCAAAGGGCCCAGAAGAGCGCACUGGGUCAGGCUGCGAGUUAACUCUCUUCCCCUUCCGGUAGCUGUGUGCUUGGUGAUGGUGGCAGGGAGGUGAGAAAGAAUUCGUGAACCACACUUCUUGCCAGCUGCACGCCGAGCCGAACGGAGACCCACCUCCGCCAGGCGGAAAAAAACUCCCCCAAAAACCUGUACAGACCGUAACAUUCCGAAGCCCUCCCUCCUUUCCCAUUCGGUGGCUUUACUGGCCUGUGCUAGGAUUGGGUUUGGUGGGAACGCAGGCGGGGACCACCCGACCCACCACCAGUAAGACACACGUUCGGUCGGCAUCCCCACCACCAACGCCGUCGUGGAUAGGCUACAUUCGCUUUGUCAUCGAUACAUUGGCCGGGCGUGUGAAUUGUUGAAGCGUUUCGCGAUGGAGCUGCAGCUGCAACGCAAACAGGGCACGGCCGCACAGCAGCGCGACAGCGGGAUGGCCGGAUCGAGCAGCGCGAGCAGCGGUGCUUCCAGCGGUGGUGGUGGUGGUGGCGGCGGUGCCAGCGCUGGCAAUGGUGCAAUCAGCAAAAACGACAGCUACGACAGCUCGCACAGCAGCAGCAACACGGAGGACACCACCGAGACGGACGAUCGCCGUAGGAAAAUGAUGAAGAACCGGGCCAGGAACAACAGACUGAUGCAGCAGCAGCAGCAGCAACAGCAACAACAGCAGCAGAACACAACGGACAGUGCGAAGGUGGCGGCUGGGAAAAAGUUGGCCGAGAACGAGCGCAUCACACUGGUCGUCGACAAUACGACCUUCUCCGUGAACGUGUCGAUGCUGACGGCCCAGCCUGAAACAAUGCUGGGCCGCAUGUUCAGCACCGGGUUCGAGUUUACCCACCCGAACGAGCGGGGCGAGUACGAGGUGGCCGAAGGCAUCUCGCGCACCGUCUUCCGGGCCAUCCUCGAGUACUACCUGUCCGGGGUGGUGCGCUGCCCGCCGACCGUGUCGGUGCAGGAGCUGCGGGAGGCGUGCGACUAUCUGCUCAUCCCGUUCAACGCCAACACGAUCCGGUGCCAGAACCUGCGCGGCCUGCUGCACGAGCUGUCCAAUGAGGGCGCGAGCAUCCAGUUCGAGGCGUUCCUGGAGCAGCUCAUCCUGCCGCUGAUGGUGGACGCUGCCCGGCAGGGGCAUCGGGAGUGUCACAUCGUCGUCCUAUCCGAGGACGACAUCAUCGACUGGGACGCGGAGUAUCCGCCGCAGAUGGGCGAGGAAGACUGCCAAACGGUCGCCAACACGGCCAUGUACCGGUUCUUCAAGUACAUCGAAAACCGGGACGUCGCCAAGCAGGUGCUGAAGGACCGGGGGCUGAAGAAGAUCCGGCUCGGCAUCGAGGGCUACCCGACGUACAAGGAGAAGAUCAAGCGGCGCCCGAGCGGCCGGAUGGAGGUGAUCUACAACUACCUGCAGCGGCCGUUCAUCCACAUGUCCUGGGAGAAGGAGGAGGCGAAGAGCCGCCACGUCGACUUCCAGUGCGUCAAGUCGAAAUCGGUCACCAACCUGGCGGAAGCGACCGCCGAUCCAGCGCUCGAGCUCGAUUCGGCCGGGAAUCCGCUUCCUCAGCGGCACUUUGAAAUAUCGCACGAACCAGACGCGGAACCGUUCAUGCGGCCGGACGCUCUGCUCGACGGCGAGGAAGGUGCCAUCGGUGGACUGCCGAACGGGGACGAGAACGGGCUGCUCGGCCCAGAGGAACCACAGUAGCGGGAAGGAAUCAGAACAGUCUCUGCCCUGCUCCCUGGCGAUACCCAUGCAAAACACAAACCAACCUCCCCCCGGAGCCGCCCCCGUACUCUUGAAGUACGUAAAAAGUAGCUUUUUUGCGCAGCAGCAUCUUCUCAUGCGUUGUAGGAAAUCCAUUUUCUUUUGACUGAUCGGAUUCCAGGGUGUGCGUGUGUGUGUGUGUUCGUGUGCGUCCCGCGUUCUGUUUUCUCCACUGAAUCGUAACCGCGUGUGUGUGUGUUCCGCCUAUGUGUUUUGCCUUAUUAUUACAACUCCCCCCCCCCCUCCUCUU
Anopheles coluzzii is the source of this 2226-nucleotide messenger RNA. RefSeq names its product BTB/POZ domain-containing protein 10 (gene mri). The record is from RefSeq and is a predicted model, not a curated record. Gene Ontology annotation, biological process: positive regulation of phosphorylation. Gene Ontology annotation, cellular component: cytoplasm. The coding region runs from base 588 to 1916 and encodes 442 amino acids. The transcript is spliced from 4 exons. Gene Ontology annotation, molecular function: protein binding. Lineage: Eukaryota; Metazoa; Arthropoda; Insecta; Diptera; Culicidae.